Amphimedon queenslandica is the source of this 1067-nucleotide messenger RNA. RefSeq names its product ubiquinone biosynthesis O-methyltransferase, mitochondrial-like. Gene Ontology annotation, biological process: ubiquinone biosynthetic process. The record is from RefSeq and is a predicted model, not a curated record. Gene Ontology annotation, cellular component: mitochondrion. Gene Ontology annotation, molecular function: 3-demethylubiquinol 3-O-methyltransferase activity; polyprenyldihydroxybenzoate methyltransferase activity. The coding region runs from base 24 to 920 and encodes 298 amino acids. The transcript has 4 exons. Lineage: Eukaryota; Metazoa; Porifera; Demospongiae; Haplosclerida; Niphatidae.
GGGUGGAUGGAUGGGCGUGUCUCAUGGCAACAUAUGACGUCACGGCCUCGCCCAUCAAAAUUAAUGACGUCACAAAAAUAAUGGGGAAAAUAUCUCUGUUCAGAAAAAUCAACAUUCUUUCAUUUUUAAGGAGGCUAAAUUCUACUGUUGAUAGUACAGAAACUGAGAAGUUCUCUCUGUCUCUGAAAGAAUGGUGGGAUGACAGGAAAGGCCCAGCGGCUGCCCUUCAUUCAAUGAAUACCGUCCGUGUUCCUCUGAUAAAAGAGGCAUUAAUUGGAACUAGGGACGAAGCCGGGGAACUGGGACCACACCCACUAAAAGGAUUCAGCAUACUGGAUGUUGGUUGUGGGGGAGGGAUUUUGUGUGAAUCGUUAGGAGAACUAGGCUCUGAUGUAUUGGGUAUUGAUCCUAAUCCGGUUGCGAUUAAUGUGGCCACGACUCAUUUAAUGCUAACGAAAAACUCGAGUGACAUCAAAGAUCGCGUCAAGUAUCAAUCAUGCUCACUUGAAGAUCUGAUCAAGGCUGAUUCUGAGCCCAUCGAUACUGAUUCUUCCAGUGAAGAUUUCGAUUGCGUUGUUGCAUCAGAAGUACUGGAACACGUUGCUGAUGUGGACAUGUUUGUUCAUCAACUAAGUCAAAUGGCUAAGCCUGGUGGCUCGGUCGUAUUCUCGACUAUAAAUCGUACUAUUCCCUCUCUAUUUUUAGCCAAAAUGGCUGCCGAGUAUAUCUUUAACAUUCUACCUCGUGGAACUCACGACUGGAACAAGUUUGUGACUCCAGAGGAGCUGGAUGAGAUAGUGAAGAGACACAGCAUGAGUACAGUGUCCGUGAUAGGACUAGGAUAUAAUCCACUGACUAAUGUAUGGAACUAUCAAUCAGAUACUAACAUGAACUACUUCCUUCAUGCUAUCAAGCAAUAAUCAAUAAUCAUGACAUAAUCAUUCUGAUAAUUAUUAUUGUAGAUAAUUAAAGCUACAUGUAGUGACAAUUGGUGCUACAGUUUUGGGACAAUUGACACCUUAAAAGCUAUGCCUAUGCAUUAGUGCUAUUCUAAACUAUGCAAAAAA